AUGAAGCCAUGGAUCCGGAGUCCUACGUCCGCUCGUCACGCCGUCGUCACGGGCGCCAUCCUCUCCGCUGCGGCCGGCGAGGCCUACGACGGCGUGGACCGCAUCAGCGCCCUCACCGACGACAUCCUACGCAUCAUCGUCUCCCGCCUCCCCAUCAAGGACGCCGUGAGCACCACCGUGCUGUCGAAGCGCUGGGUACGCCUCUGGAGCUCUGUGCCACUCGUAUUUUAUGAUGAGCAGCUCUCCACCUCCCCCGAAUCCACCCGAGUCGCCGCCGUGGACUGCAUCCUGUCCAGGCACCCGGGCCCGUUUCUCGCAGUACACAUCUCAUCCAUCGAAUUCAGCCAGCGCCACCUCAACGAGUGGCCGCCUCUCCUCGUCGACAAGUGCGUUGUGGACCUCGUCUUCGUCGGCUUGAGGAGGAGUUUCUCCCUAACCCUCCCUGCGAGCAUCUUGUCCUGCACCAAUCUCCGGAGUUUGUACCUAGGAUCAUUGGACCUCCCGUCUGAGGCCCCAGCGGCGUUGGCACCUUCCCUCAUCUGGAGGAACUCGUCAUCCUCAAUUGUGCCAUUAAUCAGGACAUCCUGA
Molecule: messenger RNA, 588 nt
Organism: Panicum hallii
Lineage: Eukaryota; Viridiplantae; Streptophyta; Magnoliopsida; Poales; Poaceae
Product: F-box/LRR-repeat protein At3g26922-like
Exons: 2
Coding region: 1-588 (195 amino acids)
Molecular function (GO): protein binding
Source: RefSeq, a predicted model, not a curated record